This is a messenger RNA of Haliotis rufescens (red abalone), 1917 nucleotides long. Its product is annotated as WD repeat-containing protein 41-like. Lineage: Eukaryota; Metazoa; Mollusca; Gastropoda; Lepetellida; Haliotidae. The record is from RefSeq and is a predicted model, not a curated record. The transcript is spliced from 14 exons. Bases 91 to 1452 code for a protein of 453 amino acids. Gene Ontology annotation, molecular function: protein binding. Gene Ontology annotation, biological process: regulation of autophagy. Gene Ontology annotation, cellular component: lysosomal membrane.
GCUUGUGACGUACACGAAACAAGGAAACACCUUGCGAGGAGCGCUCACUGCUCACGACAGCUGAUCUCGAUAGUCCACCAUAAUAUCAACAUGUCAGUGCUACAGCGACUGUGGGGAUCGCAUCCUAAAGAAAAAGAAAAACUUGAUGAAAAGCAGUCUGUGGAGGUGGAGGAGAUUACAGACGAUCAGCCACACAACCCGUACUCCGAGAUCCUUGUUUUACACCAACACACGGACAUCGUCCGCACACUGCUCAAGAUAGAUCACAAAAGGUGUGCAUCUGCAGGGGAUGAUGGGAAGGUGAUCAUAUGGGACAUCCAGAUCGGGAAGAAGCUACAAGUCCUGAGUGGCCACUCCCAUCGUAUCACCUGUAUGUUGCUGUUGAUGCCUCGAAGAGACUUCACAGAUGAUUGGCUGCUUCUGACUGGGUCGUCCGAUAAACAGAUCAGGGUGUGGGACAUUGACACUGGAACCUGUCGACAUGUCAUCACCGAACAUAACAGCUCAAUCAAGUGUCUGGUGAUGAUGGGGGAUGGGGAGAUGUUCUGUGGGGGAGGAGAGCACUUGUCUGUGUGGAGGCAUGAUGGCAAACUCCUGCACAUGGCACGUCGCAAGGAUCAAGAAGAUAUCUCGCUGAUGAUUGUGGUGAAGACAGAUCAUAUUGUCACAGCUGCCGACAAGCAACUUGUCGUCUACUCUGUGGUGAACCCGAUGACUGGCGGGGAGCCGGAUGACAAGGAGAUCUCACUGGUGAAGAAGCUGCCCUCACACCGGGAGGCCAUCCACAGCCUCAUCAGCAUCUCGGAGUCCUGUUUUGCAAGCGGAUCUAUCGAUGGGACAAUUAUUUUGUGGACGUCACAGAACUUUCUGCCUGCCAAGACCUUCAACACUGUGUCGGAGUAUGUGGGGGACAAACACUUGUAUCCAUACAGUAUCCAGAGCAUGUUCUGUGUUCAAGAGAGAUACCUGUUUGCUGCGAUGGGCUCUGGGUUCUGUAUGUUUGAUGUGAGUGUUGGUAAGGAGAGAGUCGCUGUAAGGAAGUUGGCGGCACACUACUCCAAGAUUCUCCAUAUUGGACUGGCUUGUGAUGGAGCAUUUUUGGUGACCUCUUCGGAGGACGGGUCAAUUCGUCUGUGGGGCCGAGCGCCGGCUUGUGGGGACUAUGAUGGUGAUUAUCUGAGUCUGUUGUUGCCCAUGGAAAGGUUCACUGGUCUAAGUGGAGAGCAACUGAAGCAAGUCAACUUUGCUGAACACACACUGGACGUGUCAUUACUAGGAGAAUGUGUGGCCCAUUCAGGGUCUGUGCAGACAUUUAUGGACUUUGACCAUGAGGGCUUGGUGUCCUGUGGCACGGAUGGCCUGGUCAUUGUGUGGAAGAAUGCUGAGCUCCAGAAAGUAAGAAGGAACCAGAAAGUGCGGGAGAUUCUCCUGUCAGUAGACGGCAUCGUGUGAGAUGUUGCUGGGAGAGACGGGAACGUGCAAUUGUCAACAAGUCUCAAGGUGGCCUCCACAAACUGAAGGAGACCAUGCCGUUGUUGUGCAAAGGGAUCUUAGCGCUAAGGUGAUCGUAACUCCCAUACUUGAACAUCGGCUUACGACAGUCGUAGCACUAAGGUUGUUUUGUACAGCGGAACCCAGGACUGUUAAAUGAGGAAUUUGCAAAAAUGGUUUGUCAUUCUGUAUGAAGCAUUUCUGCAGAUAUCUGAUGUGCCCUGCUGUAAGGGAGCAUUUCGGCUGGAAAACCUUGACUCACCGUGGAUCCAUUGGUCAUGUUUUCACAGAGUGAUAAUGUUGUUAGACUGAGUACUCAGGUGUUUAAGUGAAGCACUGAUGUCUUAUACAUUCCAAAAUAUUCCACUUGGCGGACAGCACUGGAAAGAAUGUGUUACAUGAAGAAUAAAUAUACUUGCAACUAUU